Messenger RNA from Helobdella robusta, 2766 nucleotides. RefSeq lists its product as hypothetical. The transcript is spliced from 4 exons. NCBI's taxonomy places the organism in Eukaryota, Metazoa, Annelida, Clitellata, Rhynchobdellida, Glossiphoniidae. The record is from RefSeq and is a predicted model, not a curated record. The coding region runs from base 1 to 2766 and encodes 921 amino acids.
AUGUACAAAUUUAUUUUUCACACCUCUGAUAAUGAUGCCGGACAGACUGAUUUAAAAGUAGUUUCGGACAAGGACCUCCUUCUGGCCGUCAGUUUACUUCACGAAAAAAUUGAGUUCAACAUUAAUAACAUAUCAUCUUCACUUCACUUCACUGACUGCGUCAAUUAUAUAUACGGAUUGGACAAUCAUUUUAUUGAAGGUCUUUAUAAUGUGGUGGUUAGUGAUAUCGUUGAUGUUGGCAGUGAGACGUGGGAUCACUCUUUCUCACAUAGGGUUGAUCUUUUCCAUGAAAUUUUGGAAGAUUUUGAUUUCCUCCGCAGUUCCUUCUUGAAACAUUGGAAAUCAUUCUUCGAUCUACUAUUCAAUGAUUCAAAUCAACUCCUACACAAUGAACAAUCUAGAAUAAUGAUUUUUUUUUCAAUGAUAAAGUUAUACACAAAACUCAUCAAAUACAUCCAUCUUGACUUUGGCUCUCUGGCAAUCAUAUACGAUCUUAUCAUAUUUGUUAUAAUUAAACUAAAAUCUUCAUCCAUUCCCCAAAGUUGUGUAAGAAAAACGCUAAGACUAAUAGAAAAUUUUGUAUUCAGACAAGAAUUUAUUAAAAUUUUACAAUCCCACAGUCAAGUUAACAACCACGCCAAUGAUGUUACACACAGAUUCUUACAAAAAACUUUGUGUUUGUUAACAACAGGUGAAACAGAAGAUGAUAAAAUCGCUAGUGGACUAAAUUUUAAUGUUAUUACAGAUAAUUUUAUUAAAAAUUCAACUGGUCUUAAUUUAGAUGGCAAUUAUGUCCAUAUUAUUUCUUAUAAAUGGAUAAAGAGUUUGCUACUGAGGUCGUCAAAUUAUGAUUUUUUCAUUGGUUCUGGUAAUGUAAAAAGUAGCAUUAAGGAUGAUUCUUGUGAAAAAAUUGAUUCAACAUCGUUGAGGAAGUUAAUAUUAAUCAUUCUUCAGUGUUGUUACAUAGUUCUCAAUGUUAACUCUAUGUGUAAGCUUGAUUACAGUGUUAAUAAAAGUAAUGCUACCACUACUGUUACUACAACUAAUAAAAAAGAUGUUGUUGAUGAUGAUAAUAAUGAUGAUGGUGAUGACGUCAAUAACAUAGUUGAUGGAGCAGCUGAAGUUUGUAGUAAUGGUGAAUACUUGUGCACUGGUAAACCGGAGUUGUUAGCUCUUUUUAAAUCAUCGGUAAGUUUCGUUGCAUCCCUCGUUGGAACCUUUCAUUGCAAACUUGAAAUUAAUCAAGAGAGAAUUGAAACAACGACCAAUGAAACAACGACCACCACAUUCGCAGCGGCAACCACAUCAGCCACAUCAGCAACAACUACUUCCUCAACUGCAUCCACGACACCGGCAUCCACAACAUCUACUGCUAGAACAUCUAUUACUGCUAUUACUUCAGCAACGACAACAACGUUAACAGCUGCUACCAACGCUACUACUGUUACUACCAAUACGACUACUACAAAUAGCGAGAGUAGUGGCAAUGAUAAUGCAAAAAAUCCAACCACAAAUUUUUCCACCAUAAAACGGUUCCACCAUUAUAAAAUGAUGAUUGACAUAUUUGAGGAGCACGAUGAAUCUCUAGUCAGAAUGCUGAUGUGUACAAUGCACAUACAUCAACAACAUUACAUGUUGAUCAAAAAUACCCAAGAAUCAUCAGUGAGUGAUAAUACGAACCUUCCUAAUCUAAAAAACACCACAGAAUCAUUAAUGAGCGAUAACACGAACCUGCCUAGUUUCAAAUGUAUCCCGGAAAAAACAAUGAGUGAUAAUUCAAAUUUACCUAAUCUAAAAAACACCCCAGAAUCAUUAACAAUGAGUGAUAAUAGGAACCUUCUUAAUCCAUUUCUGCUUCUGCUAUGUUUGUUACAAAGUUUAGAUUGGAGGCACAGUGUGUUGCUGGAUUGGCUUGUAUCACCCGAAACUUGUUUCCUAGAAUAUCUGGUUAAAGUUUUCAAAUUUGUAAUCUGUAAUUUUCACGUCUGGGUUGAGAGUUGUGACGUUUUUGAUGAUGAUGUUUGCAAAUCCGGACGUAAUAGUAUGUCACUACUUUUACAUCUUAAUAGUAGCAGUAGCAGCAGCAGCAGCAGCAGUGAUAUCAACCAUAUACUUCGCCGUGACGGUUAUGUUGGUAUUGCCACUAAAAAAUGUGGCAGCCUUGGCGAUGUGAAGAGUAAUAAAUGCAGAAGGAGUAGCAAUACUAAGAACAGUAGUAAUAACAGUAACGAUGAUGGUGGUGUUAAUGGUAGAAAUGACGGAGGCAGUAGGCAAACAUUGAAUCUUACGGCUUAUUCAGAUAGUGACAAUGAUGAGGAUGAUGAGAAUGAAAAUAACCUCCAUGAGAAUAAUAUUAACACAGUUAAUAUUAAUAUUAAUAAUAAUAACAAUAAUAAUAAUGUUAUAAAAGAAGAAAACAGCAUAAGAGAUAUGAUUGAUGUCAUUUGUGAAUAUGAUGAUGAGUAUGAAGAUGACGUCAACGUCGAUGAUGAUGAAAAUGAUGAUGAAGAAAAUGAUGAUGAUCAAUCAAAUGAUGACGACGACGAUGAUGAUAACGAAGGAGAUAACGAUGAGACAAAUAAAGAAAUGAUGAAUGAUGCGAUGAUAUCGAAUGAUAUUAUCAAAACACAAGAGAAAUGUGAAAUAUUGUUUCGAAGGUUGCUACGAUCCAUUGAGAAACUACACAAACAUGGAAAUAUACCCUAUGACCCUAAGGCUUUAAUAACAUUAUUGAGAAACUUUCUUUUACUGAAAAACCAAAAUUAA